AUGUCUAUUGAGACAGAACUCAAAGUGAAGGAAGAAAUUAAGCGAUUGCUGAAAGCGGGAUUCAUCAGGCCAGCCCGAUACGUCGAAUGGCUGGCUAAUAUAGUCCCCAUUUUGAAGAAAGUCACUAAAGUAGUAAGGGUUUGUGUAGACUCUAGAAACCUCAAUGAAGCUACCCCAAAAGAUGAAUACCCAAUGCCAACAGCAGACGUGCUUAUUGAUGGUGCAGCACAUAACAGGAUCUUGUCUUUUAUGGAUGGUAAUGCGGGAUACAAUCAGAUCAUGGUCGCUGAAGCAGAUGUUCACAAAACUGCAUUCAGAUGCCCGGGGGCAGUAGGAGCCUAUGAGUACGUCGUCAUGCCUUUCGGAUUAAAGAAUGCAGGAGCUACCUACCAAAGGGCAAUGAAUGCUAUCUUUCAUGACAUGAUCGGACACACUCUAGAGGUAUACAUCGACGAUGUGGUCAUCAAAUCUCUUGAAAAAGAAGCACAUAUCGAAGAUUCACGCAAGGCAUUCAUCAAAAUGCGGCAACAUCAGCUGAAGAUGAAUCCAAAGAAAUGUGCAUUCGGUGUCCAAGCAGGGAAUUUUUUGGGAUUUUUGGUACAUCAUAGAGGCAUUGAAGUCGACAAAAACAAGGCCAAGACAAUUAUCGACGCCCCGAUACCUUGUAAUAAAAAUGAGCUACAAAGCCUUCUCGGGAAAAUAAAUUUCCUAAGAAGAUUUAUAGCCAAUUCAGCAGGAAAAGACAAUGAUGAGGGCAAGGAGCAAGCUGUAUUUUAUUUAAGUCGAGUUUUGCAAGAUGUGGAAACUCGUUAUUCAGCUAUUGAAAAACUUUGCCUUGCUUUUUAUUUCACAGCAGUAAAACUUCGUCAUUACAUGCUUCCUUUUACUGUUCAUAUCAUAGCAAAGACAGAUCUCAUUAAAUAUAUGCUUAACCGGCCCGUGCUUAGGGGACGAUUAGGAAAAUGGAUCUUGGCUUUGUCCGAAUUCAGUUUUAGGUAUGUCCCUCAAAAAGCAGUUAAAGGACAAGCCAUUGCAGACUUUCUAGCUGCCCACCCUUGUGUGGAAAUCGAAGAUUUAAGCACCUUGGAAAUUGCCAAUAUAGGUUUUUUGCCAGAGCAAAGAGCGCCAAAGUUCGAAUUCAAAAGCUUUCUCGGUAAUCUACCAAACAAACAAGGCCAGGUCCAAAUUUCCGUCAAAACAGUACAAAUCAAACCAUGGAAGCUGUACUUUGAUGGAUCCAAGACAAAUUUCAUCGCCAGAGCAGGCAUUGUCUUGGAAGAACCAUUCGGAACCAAAUACGCCUAUUCUUUCCAGCUUGAUUUUCAUAGUACUAACAAUAGGGCUGAGUACGAAGCUCUAAUUAUUGGCCUAGAAAUGGCAUUAGAAUUGGGGGGUAAAGCAUUUAGAAGUGUUCGGAGAUUCUCAAUUAAUAAUUAG
Prunus armeniaca (apricot) is the source of this 1437-nucleotide messenger RNA. The record is from the annotation of a GenBank genome assembly. Lineage: Eukaryota; Viridiplantae; Streptophyta; Magnoliopsida; Rosales; Rosaceae.